Molecule: messenger RNA, 477 nt
Organism: Puccinia graminis f. sp. tritici CRL 75-36-700-3
Lineage: Eukaryota; Fungi; Basidiomycota; Pucciniomycetes; Pucciniales; Pucciniaceae
Exons: 1
Coding region: 1-477 (158 amino acids)
Source: RefSeq, a predicted model, not a curated record
AUGUCCCAAGCACCAGUAACACCGAAAUGGCUGGGGGGCCAACGUGAAUCUCGUCGGACGUCGGGAUCGGAUGAUCAAGCGGCCAAGAUCCAACAAGUCGAAUUCGACCGCCUGGCAGCAAACCUCAUCUCGUCGGCAAGCAACCACAUCAACGAGGAAGAUCUCCUACAAGCGGACAGGUCAAAUUUCGCCGCAUGGGAAGACUUCAUCAAAGAACGAAUGAGGGGUUCGACUGGUGUGGUUUUGUUUUUCAACCGACCGGCUCAAAACCUCCUGCAUGAGCGCGUUGGCCAAGCAUUACUUGUCAGCUCGAUACAUCAAUCACUCCGCCGAGGGGUCUCUAGACACGCAACAGCGCAUGCGAUGUUUUUCGACCUACAUGCGAGAUUUCAUUCAGUCAGCCAAGCCGCUGUGGAACUACUCUUGGGAGGAAUAGAGCUUGAGAGGGAUGAGUGCUUUAUUGGGCUGCCUCUCUGA